AGUUUGAUAACAGUCGUUGCGUAUAUUUGUAGGUACGUUGUUUUUGUGAUUAAGAAUUUCAAUAAUUAAAAUAUGUUGUAAACUCUUUGUACGUAUUUUACUGCUUUUAAAUAAUUGGUAGUUCUAUAUUUUCUGUUGUAGUUUUUAAUAUUUUUUUCAAAUUAAUUUUUACGUUAAAAAAUUGUUUUAAUUUUUUUAUUGCUGUGGCUUAAAUUAUAAUUAACUAUUAUGGAGUGUAGUUUAGCCUCGACGUACAAUAAUAACUCUGCAAAACCAAAUACUUCAGUAUCGGCAAAUAGAAGUCCAGCAAAAUCUAGAUUACAUGUGAACUUUACUGAAAAAGUAGAAGUUAAAGAAAAACGUGAAAAGUUUUUAACAGCUAAGUAUGGUGCUCAUCAAAUGAGUCUAAUAAGAAAACGUUUAGCUGUUGAAAUGUGGUUAUUAGAAGAACUCCAAAAACUCUAUGAUUUACCUAAGAGGGACCCAGCUGUUGAAGGUAUAGAAUGUGAAGUUGAAGUAGAUAUUGAUGAUCUAUUAGACAUGGAUGAUGACCAUCAACGAACUUUAUUUCUUCAGAAAUUGUUAUCGUCAGCCAAAUCCAAGGAGAAUGUCAAAGUACGUAAAAUAAAUAUUUAUAAGUUGAUAUGUGUAUGUGUUUCAAUUUUAUUUUAAGGUUGCUAUUUUUGU
Sipha flava (yellow sugarcane aphid) is the source of this 687-nucleotide messenger RNA. Its product is annotated as protein phosphatase 1 regulatory subunit 14C. Gene Ontology annotation, biological process: regulation of phosphorylation. Gene Ontology annotation, cellular component: cytoplasm. The record is from RefSeq and is a predicted model, not a curated record. The coding region runs from base 229 to 672 and encodes 147 amino acids. Gene Ontology annotation, molecular function: protein serine/threonine phosphatase inhibitor activity. NCBI's taxonomy places the organism in Eukaryota, Metazoa, Arthropoda, Insecta, Hemiptera, Aphididae. The transcript is spliced from 3 exons.